Messenger RNA from Puccinia graminis f. sp. tritici CRL 75-36-700-3, 1593 nucleotides. RefSeq lists its product as uncharacterized. Lineage: Eukaryota; Fungi; Basidiomycota; Pucciniomycetes; Pucciniales; Pucciniaceae. Gene Ontology annotation, molecular function: rRNA (uridine-N3-)-methyltransferase activity. Bases 1 to 1461 code for a protein of 486 amino acids. The record is from RefSeq and is a predicted model, not a curated record. The transcript has 3 exons. Gene Ontology annotation, biological process: rRNA base methylation. Gene Ontology annotation, cellular component: cytoplasm.
AUGGCCAAGAAGAAAUCGAGUCUCAGCCAAGCACUACAGCAAGCACAACUACAGCAGCAACGAGCCAUCAAGCUAGCCUCAAAGAAACUAACCCAACAAGAAAAACAACCAAAACAGUCAGCUUCAAAGUCUCAGAAGAACAAGCAUACCAUUCCCUCAACACAGUCAUCACCUACUAGAGCUCAGAAACAUCUAAAGAAUCGACCAGAGAAAACGACUACCAAAACCAAAAACCAAACCCCUGCCACUGGUCAUCACGAAAGCCAAGACUCGCCCAUCGAAAUUACAUCAACCGAUAGGCAUUCCAAGCUUGCCCAGCGAGCUGAUUUGACAGGUUCUCCGGAAAAGAACAAUGAGCGACCAGCGAUUACCGAUGAACAUGAAAAAACCAAAAAUCGAAGUGAUUUACCUUCAGACCUAUCGCAAUCGGAAUCAUUCAUAACUCAUGAAGGAAGUCACAAACAACUUGAAGCCAUCACAUCAGGCGCAACACCGAUAGAUGCCAAAGUUCAUUUAUCACCUCGCGAGGAAGAACGGCCAAAGAAAAUCUGCUCGAAACCGCACCUCGCUAUGGUCAACAAAAAUGAUCAAGUUUUGCUUGUCGGUGAAGGAAAUUUCUCGUUCACAGUGUUACUCUUAGUCGAAUAUUCGCAUCCUGGAAGAUUGAUUACCGCUUCAACAAUAGACAGCAAGGAAAGCGUCUUGAAAAAGUAUCCAGAUUCAGGGAAAAUAUUAGAAUUACUAGAAGAACACAAAGUGACGAUUUUAUUCGAAUUAGAUGGAUGUAAAUUAAAUGAGGAUAAGAGGAUCAAGAGAUCGAAAAUCAAGUACGAUAAGGUGAUCUUCAAUUUCCCACAUGUGGGUGGAUCCGAAGCAGACCAAGACCGGAACAUCAGAGCCAAUCAGAUCCUCAUCUUACGCUUCCUGAGAUCCGUGUCCACUUUGUUGUUCCAACCUGAUGGGUUAAGUUCUGGUCAAGACCAAGAUGGCUGGACGCAGAAGAAAAGACGAUCGAAGUCUUCAACCAAGACAAACAAGAAACUUAAAUCUCUUCAGAAACGACCGUCUCAUUCAUCCGAUGACGAUUCGGAUGAUCCUGAUCGGCUCCAGGAUUAUGAUCAGCAAUCCGCCACCGAGCUCGAUCUUCACCUUCGAAAUCCUGGCUCGGUUCUCAUCACCGCUGGAACUUGUCCGCCGUAUUCGUUUUGGGAUGUACCUGCGCUUGCUAAAAAUGGAAAAAUUUUGGCGCAUACAAUCCUUUAUCCAAGCCAUCCAAAUCUCAAACAAAGAGAACAGCCGGUUUAUAAACUCAUCCGGUCCUUUGAUUUCGAGAAAUCAAUUUCCUUAAUGGAUGGUUAUUCAACUUAUCAACAUCGUCAAACUAACGGCUUCAAACACUCUAAUCUGAAAGAUACUCGACCGGCUAACCCCAGGACGUGGGAAUUCCAACUUCAAGUCUAGGCUUUCAUUUGUUGUUGUAUUAAAAUUAUUCUUUUUCAUAGAGGCGUACUUUGAGGAUGGGGCAUUACCAAUUCCCUUAGUUUUUGGUUCCAUCAAUUCUUAGAAGAUCCACGAAGAAGAAAUAACUUCCGA